UCCCUAUUCUCAAGAAUCACUGGAUUACAUAUUAAUCAGUUCCUCAGUACUCAGCCUUUUUAAAGAAUAGAUUUCUAGUCUGCCUUGAGUAAUUAUGUGGGCAAUUACUUUUUAUUUUCACAAAAGUUGAACAAGUCAUGCUAUUCUUACUUGAGUACAAUUUUUGGUACUCUACCAGCCUCUUUCCUACUCAUUGAACAUUACUUUAGAAAAGAGAAAAACUUUUUCCUCUCAUCUAAACUGUGAAACCCCCCAGUUUGACAGUGAAACUGGGGUAUUUGGGAACAUUAGGUUUGAGCAUUCUCUUUAAAGACAAAAAAUCCAAACAUAGAUUUAAAUAUCAGAUCUUGGUUGGUGAUUGCAGUUCUGAUUUGAUGUAUAGAAGCUAAACAAAAAUUAAACACAUUUCUUUAACUGUUGAUAUGAAGGUUACGUUAUUCUUCUCUUUGCUCAGAAUAAUCAAUAUGUUUUCAUCACCCUAUCCAAACUAAUGAGUAAUGUUCACUUUACCUGCAGCACUCUCCUGUUAAGGCAGAAGAAAUGGUGCCUUUAGCUGGGACAGAGCUGAUCCACACACCUGUGCAGCUCUAUCGACACCUGCUGCGAUGCUGCAGGCAGUUACCGUCGGCAGCCAUGCAACAGCAUUACCAGCACGCCAUACGACAGGGCUACAACAGCCACUCAGACGAAGACGACCCAAAGAGGAUACACAUGAUCAUCCAGAGGGCCGUCAAGGACGCAGAAUGGAUUUUAGAUAAAUAUACCAAGAAAAAGUAGCCUCCAUUAGACAUGAGGACAUCGUGUGCUGUAAAUAUUGUUCUGUUUCCAAUAAAUUAUUUCAGUUCAAGAA
Poecilia latipinna (sailfin molly) is the source of this 850-nucleotide messenger RNA. It is a transcript of the gene lyrm9, whose product is annotated as LYR motif containing 9. The record is from RefSeq and is a predicted model, not a curated record. The transcript has 3 exons. Bases 541 to 777 code for a protein of 78 amino acids. Lineage: Eukaryota; Metazoa; Chordata; Actinopteri; Cyprinodontiformes; Poeciliidae.